This is a messenger RNA of Taeniopygia guttata (zebra finch), 1439 nucleotides long. The record is from RefSeq and is a predicted model, not a curated record. NCBI's taxonomy places the organism in Eukaryota, Metazoa, Chordata, Aves, Passeriformes, Estrildidae.
GGAAAAGAAAAAAGGGUUACUCAUAAAUCCAUUCUACAAAGCUUUCCAAACUGAAAUGGGUGGGUUCUCCAUCUCCAGCAGGGAGCAAUAUAUAGGUAGGUGCAGAGCUUACCUGAGCACAGCUCAAACUGGAGUGUCACACUUGAACAGCACAACUCUGCUCCUGGCAUAUUUUAAAACAGAACUCAUCAGGAUGAAGAGGAUGAUUAUUUUCUGCAUGCUUUUCUUCUGCUCCACUAUGGUGCUGACUGCAUCUUCACCCAGAACAUUAAAAUACAAACAGAUUCAGAAGAAAAUUAGAGACAUAGAAAGCAUGGUGAAAGAUAAGGAUGCUGAAUUGCUGCAUACACCAGAAAGCCUUGAGGAGGGAUGCUUGUCCACAGCUGUGACCUGCUUCAAGAAGGGCAUCCAGAAAUUACAACCAGCGAGCAGCCAAGAGAAUGAGGCAUUCGCCAAAGCCGUUAGAAUCGUGAGCAAAUUCACCUACAAAGACCCUAAAGAGCACUGUGAGUUUACGUGUGAAUCUUAUGAGAAGAAAACCCCCAAAGAAUUUUUGAAGGGCUUUGAAAAUCUAAUGAAAAUGGUAAGCAGAAUUCAUUCCUCCUGAGUGCUUUCUGACAUUUUAAAAACCAUUACAGAUACCCUUAUUUUACAUCCUUACUAACAAUGUUUUGUUUUUACAGCUAUUCAAGAACUAAUCUAGGACACACCAGAGCUGAAGGCCACUGAAAAUAUUUUUUUUUUAAAGCAGACACUAUGUUAUAUUUAAGAUGUGAAAAAUGUAAAAAUACUUCCCAGUGCUACUGUGAUGUAUUCUCUGUGUGUAGUAAGUGAAAACUUCUCCCAAAUUAUUAAGGAGUCUUAUUUGGAUGGGUAUUUGUCAGAUGGAUGCUAUUUUGUAAAUGAUUCUAGCUCCACCUUACAGGGAAAAUGAAAUUGUAAUUUCACAAAAACAGGCUCUUCUAAGGGUCUUAACUGUCCCCCUUCUGCUGAACUAGAAAUACAUGAGAUGGUUACUUUUGUAUUUUUGCUUUGAUCUUAACUGAAUUCCAUGCAGAGAUUUCUGCAACUAUUUUAAGAAAAUUAACAGAAAAAUUAUCAGGGGCUUUGAAGCCUCAAAGGAAUCUGCUUGGGCUGAUUUCCUUAUUUACAAUAAUACCACACACAGAGUUUUAUUUAUAAAUUCUUAGAUUGCAUCUUAGCUAACUAUGGAAAAAUGUCCUGCACUUAACUGCCUUCUCAAUACUGGAAAAAACAUUUACAAAUCAUACUGUAUGUCUGUGAUUAACAUCUUGAAGCUAAUGGCACAUUUGCCAUGGGAUUCAAUAGAGAGAGAUGUAAGCCACAUGCUCCAAGUGGAGAUACAGGAUUCUGAGGGGAAAUCCUGUUUCAGAAAAAUGGAAUUUCGUUUACACUGCCCCAGCUUAACAUGAUAAAUA